GGAUACACAGCUUUACAUUAUGCUGCUGGGAGGGGAUAUCUACAGAUCACAAGAUGUCUGGUAGAACAAGGAGGUGCCAGUCCCUUGAUUAAAUCACAUGAGGGUAAGACUCCAUACGAUCUAGCAGCAAAAGAAGAAAAGGGGCAGUAUAAGGAAGUGAUGGAAUACUUACAGGAACUAUCAAAUCCAAUUUUGACCAAACUCAGACAGUUAAAUAGAAAUGAGUUCCAGGAUCUUGUAGCUCUCGGAACAUUUGCUUCCUAUGAAAACAGGGUUUAUUUGUCUGGGCCUUGUAACAUUGGGAAAUCGUCGCUUGCAAGUAUUCUUAUCGGCGAGGAAAUUCCAAAGACGUGGUUUUCAACUGAUGGACUAAUUAUUCAUUUUGGAAGAAAUGGCAUCGACUUGCAACAACGAAAGAUGAUUCCAUUGGAAAAAGGUAGUGGUGAUGUUUUAGCAAAACUACUUCUCGGGAAUCCAGAAUUAAAGAAACAACCAAGUCUGCAAGAUGAGAGUAUAGAAAAAAAUCCAGGUGAUCCAAAGUCUAAUGUUAAAACAAAGGGAAAUCAAUUAAAUCUAUCGAAUGUAAAUCUGGGUCCUUCAAACCAGGAACAUGUGUCACCGAAAUCCAAUAAGGAGACAUCAAAAAACUUCAAGGAACCACCAAUCCAUACUGCACAUUCCAUUCAAGAUGACUUAUUGGAGAAGAUUAAGAAAGGUACAAAUAUCAUGAAUAUAGCACCAUCAGAUCUGGUCGAUUUUGGUGGACAAAAAUCAUUUGAUAUGACCCAUCAGUUAUUUAUCCAGCACAGGGGAACGUUCAUUCUGAUGUUUGAUGGACGUAAAGGUCUUUAUACAGAGUUAGGAGAAUACCCACAAGGAGAUGUUACAGCAGCAUGUAAGUUGCUUUGA
Mytilus trossulus (common blue mussel) is the source of this 909-nucleotide messenger RNA. RefSeq lists its product as uncharacterized. The transcript has 4 exons. The coding region runs from base 160 to 909 and encodes 249 amino acids. Lineage: Eukaryota; Metazoa; Mollusca; Bivalvia; Mytilida; Mytilidae. The record is from RefSeq and is a predicted model, not a curated record.